AAUAUUGUUAUUAACCGUGAGCUAGAAAUUAUAAAAAAUCAAAGAUGGAUCCAGCGUUACUUCGCGAGCGCGAAGCGUUCAAAAAAAGGGCUAUGGCCACUCCCACUGUGGAGAAGAAAAACAGAACCGAAAGAGCUCCUCCACCUCCAAGUAGAGAUGAUUCCCAAAAGAAAAUGCGGCCGCCGACGGCACCAAAACUGGAUGCAUCCACAUACAAAACGAUGUCAGGAAGCUCUCAAUAUCGAUUCGGUGUGUUGGCCAAAAUAGUCAAAUUUAUGCGCACCCGCCAUCAGGAUGGCGAUGAUCAUCCACUAACCAUUGAAGAAAUACUAGAUGAGACCAAUCAGCUGGAUAUUGGUCAAUCUGUGAAAAAUUGGCUCGCCGGGGAAGCGCUUAAUAAUAAUCCCAAAAUUGAGGUCACACCCGAUGGAACCAAGUUCAGCUUCAAACCAGUAUAUAAGAUCAAGGAUGGCAAAAGUCUGAUGCGACUUCUAAAGCAACACGAUCUUAAAGGCCUCGGAGGAAUAUUGCUGGAAGAUGUGCAGGAAUCCUUGCCGCAUUGUGAAAAAGUUUUGAAAAACCGAGCAGCAGAAAUUCUAUUUAUUAUACGUCCCAUAGACAAAAAGAAGAUAUUAUUCUACAAUGAUAGAACCGCAAAUUUCUCGGUGGAUGAGGAAUUCCAAAAGCUUUGGCGCUCUGCAACUGUUGAUGCAAUGGAUGACGCCAAAAUUGAUGAAUACCUUGAGAAACAAGGCAUACGUUCGAUGCAGGACCAUGGGCUGAAGAAGCCUGUGCCGAAACGCAAGAAGGCGGCCAACAAAAAGCGCCAGUUCAAGAAGCCCAGAGACAAUGAGCAUUUGGCAGAUGUUUUGGAAACCUAUGAAGACAAUACCCUAACCCAAAAGGGUGCCAAUCCUACAUAGUUGACAGUUAAGACAC
Messenger RNA from Drosophila navojoa, 939 nucleotides. It is a transcript of the gene TfIIEbeta, whose product is annotated as transcription factor IIEbeta. The record is from RefSeq and is a predicted model, not a curated record. Lineage: Eukaryota; Metazoa; Arthropoda; Insecta; Diptera; Drosophilidae. Gene Ontology annotation, molecular function: TFIIH-class transcription factor complex binding. Gene Ontology annotation, cellular component: transcription factor TFIIE complex. Gene Ontology annotation, biological process: transcription initiation at RNA polymerase II promoter.